CUGCUGUGAAGUGUGAAGUGAAUCGCGAUCGCGAAGCGAAUUUUCAAUUUUGUUCAAUUUUGUGUUAAGAUACGAGAAAAGAACUACUUUUUUAAACGUUUUUGGUUCAAUGUCUUCAAUAAAUUUAUAAAUGGUUUGACGUAGACAAUUUUUAAUCGUAAAUAAAUAAAUCUAACCUAAAAGGUUAUUUGUGUAGAAAUCAGAUUUUAGAGUUAUGAGUGAAAGCUUGGAAAGCCUUGAUGAUGGGAUUAAAGAGAACACCAAUGAUGCUAACGACACAACAGAUGAUUAUGAAGUGCCAUCAAAACGAGCUAGAUCCCAUGCUAACGUUGUCGCUGCUCAUUACAAUCAUAUCGAAGAAAAAGGUGUACAAGAAAGAUUCAAUUCGCCCAUUUUUUAUCUAAGAAACUUCAACAAUUGGGUAAAAUCCGUUCUCAUACAAGAAUACACCGAUAGGAUACGUGAAAAAGACUACGGUAAAGUGAUAAGAGUACUCGAUAUUUGUUGCGGUAAAGGUGGUGAUUUGGGUAAAUGGCAAAAAGCACGCGCAGAGCACGUCGUAUUUGCAGACAUUGCCGAUGUUUCUAUAGAUCAGUGCAAAAGUCGUUACGAUGAUUUGAAAAGGCGUAUUGGGCGUUUGUUUACAGCUGAGUUCAUCGCUGCCGACUGCACUAGAGAUGUCCUACGGCACAAAUACCAUGAUCCAUCUAUAAAGUUUGAUUUGGCGAGCUGUCAGUUUGGUCUACAUUAUAGCUUUGAAAGUUUAGCUCAAGCUCGCCGUAUGCUCGCAAACAUAUCUGAAUGCCUCAAACCAGGUGGUUACUUUAUAGGGACAGUGCCUGAUGCAUAUGAAAUUGUCUCGCGGUGUCAAAAAUCUCAAGAUGGAGCUUUUGGAAACAGAAUUUUUAAUAUUAAAUUGUUAUUUGAUCCUGCGAAUGGAUAUCCUCUAUUCGGUGCAAAAUAUGAUUUCCAUUUAGAAGGUGUGGUAGACUGUCCUGAGUUUUUAGUAAAUUUUGAACUUUUUGUUAAGCUAGCUACUGAGUAUGGUUUAGAAUUAACGUAUAAAGCAGGAUUUGACGAUUUCUAUAAGAAAUAUGGACAAAAGCAUAAGUACCUAUUGCAGAAGAUCAAAUGCUUUGAGGUUUACCCUCCAGUGUCAGGGAAAGCAUUGCUUGGAAGUGAAUCAGAGUAUGGACAUGCAAAAGCCUAUUCAGAGAGUAUGACGAGUAAUGGUAACUCAGAAUCACUGGGUACCAUGAGUUCUUGUGAAUGGGAAGUGGCGACAAUAUACUUGGUUUUUGCAUUCAAAAAAUGCAAGAACACAUGGGAUGCAAAUGGUAAACCUUUGUACAUCACUUCAGAUAAAGAAACAUCUACAAGUGGGAAAUAGUAUUUAUAGAUAAUUAUCUGUCUACAAUUACACACUGCCAGUGGAAUGGACUGUAUGCUUUUUGUAUAUUAUUGUAAUCCUAGGUUUGUAAUAAGUUUUAUUUAAUUAUACAACUAAAUUCACUAAGUAUAAUUAUUAUAGUUAAUGAAUUAAACAUAAUACUUAAAUGUUCAUUGUUAAGCUCUAUUGGCCUUGCAUGCAUCAGAGAAAAAUAUUGCUCUUUUUUAACCAUAUUUCUAGCAUCUCAAGAUAUGUUGUGGUGAUCUUUUUAGAUUGAACAGAAUAAGUAUGUGAAGAAUAACCUAGAUUUUAGUUCUUUUGAUUCCUUGUAGUAUGUUAAUAGCAAAUUAGGUAUCAUAAUAAAUCGGCUCUGAUCUAUUAGUUGCUUUAAGAAAUUAACAGAAAAGUUCAGUUAGUUAAAUGUAUUUAAUAUGUAUAGACAAUAAUAAAGUUGACAGAACCUGUAUGAUUCUGUCAACUUUAUUAUUGUCUAUACUUUGUUUGUAAUGUGUUUUAAUGUCUAUCUGUAAAAAAUACUUUUUUACAUAUUUUGAACACAAAUCAUUACACAAAAUAAGUAGUUAAAGCCUGCAGGCUUUAUCUAUCAUAUCUAUCUAGCUUAUGUAAUACAAAAACUAAAAAAUUAUGAUGUUGCAACAUCAUACAUUUCUUUUCAUUUUCAUUUCUUGAACAAUAUUAAAAAUUACUGAUUCUUCGUGUUGUACUGACUCGAGAAUGUGUUCGUUUAUGAGAUUUUUAUUUGGCGCGGCUACGACUCCGUCGUGUUCCGAGCGCUCUAUCUGCCUAUUAUUCUUUAAUCUGUGGAUUAAUGAUAAAUUCCUUAUUUGGUAAAAGGUUAAAAGCGAUCUCUUUACACAAGAUAAAUUAAUGAAUUAAUACAGAGAAAAGUGGUUAUGAAUUUUUUAAAAUUGAGAUUUGAUCAAUAAGAUACGAGUAUACUUAUUUAAAAAAAUAAAUACAUAUUUUAAGUAUCUGUAAUAUUUAUUAGUUUCAAUAUUUUCAAUCCAAUACCUAUUAUACUUAUUGGUAGUAGUGAGCAUCUUUUUAAUUUAUAAGCUGUUCUUUUUAACAAAAUGAUCAUCUAGAGUGCGCGCACGAUAAGUUUGCGCGUGGCCAUAAUCGGAACUAAUCAAAAGUGCCUCCAUCUUGCCGCCUAUCUCUAUCUAUAUCUUAGAGGGUAAAAGAGAUUACUAAAGCUGUCAACAUAAUUGCGCCGCCCGUCGCGCGCAGACUAAUUUUGCGCGCACUUAUAAAGCUGUUUUUUAGCUGUUUCUGUUAAUUUUUAGGCCAAUGUUUCUUUUUAACAAAUUGUUUGUAAGUUGGUAACAGGAUUUAUUUUUGAUGAGUUUUGAGGAGAUGUUUCUUUUUCAUUAAACGCGUUCAUAGAUAUCUCAUUUCUGGCAAUAUUUGCCUCUUGUUAAUUUUUGCCUUUAUCAAAGUCAAAUGCCAAA
Messenger RNA from Bicyclus anynana (squinting bush brown), 2862 nucleotides. RefSeq names its product mRNA cap guanine-N7 methyltransferase (gene Rnmt). The record is from RefSeq and is a predicted model, not a curated record. Gene Ontology annotation, biological process: 7-methylguanosine mRNA capping. The transcript is spliced from 3 exons. The coding region runs from base 215 to 1390 and encodes 391 amino acids. Gene Ontology annotation, cellular component: nucleus. Lineage: Eukaryota; Metazoa; Arthropoda; Insecta; Lepidoptera; Nymphalidae. Gene Ontology annotation, molecular function: mRNA 5'-cap (guanine-N7-)-methyltransferase activity.